Radiomyces spectabilis is the source of this 1794-nucleotide messenger RNA. RefSeq lists its product as uncharacterized. Lineage: Eukaryota; Fungi; Mucoromycota; Mucoromycetes; Mucorales; Radiomycetaceae. Bases 1 to 1794 code for a protein of 597 amino acids. Gene Ontology annotation, molecular function: protein binding. The transcript is spliced from 11 exons. The record is from RefSeq and is a predicted model, not a curated record.
AUGUUACCGAGAUCCUUAUUUUCGGCAUCAUCACUAAAGUCAGGCGCAUCUGUUGAUAACUCUCGAAAUCAGUCGACUCAGUCCUCGUCGUCGCGAGUAUUGCCUACUGACAGAUAUACCGAACGUUCACCGGCCAUGCCCUAUUCUUCAAGAAGUUCCAAGCGAAAAAGCUUACAGCAAGAAUUCCUGGCAGCCGACAGCGAUGCGAGUGGAGGAAGCUACGACGUUUCUAGUAGUGACAGCGAAAGCGACGACAGCGGGGAUGAGUAUAGAAUGUACAGGAACACAAGUGUCAUAAAACUCCAGAAUCAGCUUCACAGUCUUUUAUCAAAGUGCCAACGUCAGAGUGCGCGUCAAGCCAAGUAUAUCGAGAAGGUUCGAGUGCUGAAUAAAACUAUUAAAAAAACGCACCGACGUCUUGAACGUGUAAUGACCGUUCUUGCCGAACAAGCGUCGAUAUCCGAGUCGCCCAUUUUGCCUUUACCACCGACAGAUAAUCUGUUUGAGCGAUCCACCAUUGGCAUCCCAGCGCAGGUUCGCAGCAGUCCAUCCAAUACCGAGAUAAAAGCCGAGUCGCCAAAACUUCCUCACAACGACGUCAGAAAUUGGAAUUCAUCAGCAGCAACGGAAUCCUCUGCAGGAGCAUCUACGCAUAAACAAGACUUUUCAUCAUCAUCAUCAUCAUGCUCCUCCUCGCGACGACCUCAAUACGCAAAACGUACAGGAGGUCCGCCAGGAAGCGAUACCAAGCGGCAACGAUUCGCUGAAUCAUCCAUACAGGCUGAUCUGCCUUCUUCAUCACGAUUUGUUCCGCCGCCUGUGGUACGACCUCCAGCACCGGAAGCAGAGAUCCAGCUCGGUUCUCAAGAUACUUGUGAUUUAUACCUCCAACGAAAACAAACGGUUGAUACCACCAGCUUCAUAAAAAAACCACGCAGCUUGAUUUAUAAUAUUGCCGCGGACGAUGCUGAUAAUGAUAUGAAAGAUCUCAUGGUUGCCACUUCUUUGGAAGGGGAUUUACAAUUUUGGAACGCAUCCACUCGAAGUAACGUCAAGACGCUUGGUAAAGGUCAUUUAUACCAAUCUUGGGUUGAUGAUUUGUGCUGGACUUCGCCGUCAACGCUUGGAUUGGUUCCGGCUAUUCGAAAAAAUUAUAGAGACGCCGAGACUAUCUCGCUUGUACAUAUCAACUCGGUGAGCAAGACAAGCGUCGAAGGUCGCAUACAAAGCUUGGAACAGGAUCCUCACGAUAAAGGUGCCUCGACCAUUGCAUCUGUCGAGCUUGGUCGACGAUCUGCCAAUGGAGGACAAUUGAUGACCUUUGUUACAGGCGGUUAUGAAAAGUCGGUUUACCUCUGGAGUUUAGUACGGGACAAUUUGAACGACGAUUUUACGGUCACUAGCGUGGAUCGACUAAACAUCAAGCACACCAACAGCAUUCAAUCAUUAUGCUAUGAUAGAUAUCAUGGUACACUUUAUUCCGGAGGCGCGGAUGACCGAUUUGCAAGCUUUGAUAUGAGAACGCAAACAGCGACUUCAUCGCUAAAGUUCGCCGGAAGAUAUUCACCAGAGUCCGACCACCCCCGAUCUAGUAAUGCUAAGACAACGGGACAGUUUGCGUUGUAUGACAGUCGUUGUUCUGGUUCGGACGCUAUUCAAUUACGAUUCGGUUACUCGGAGGUUGAGAAUGUAUCCCGAUAUAUUCGACCGGACUGGCAUAGAAAUGGUUACAUGGUCGCAUGCGGUAGUCAAUCACACUCCAAAAUUCAUUUCUGGCAAGUGACUCGCACAUAA